Otolemur garnettii (small-eared galago) is the source of this 742-nucleotide messenger RNA. It is a transcript of the gene MED18, whose product is annotated as mediator complex subunit 18. The transcript has 2 exons. Bases 70 to 696 code for a protein of 208 amino acids. Lineage: Eukaryota; Metazoa; Chordata; Mammalia; Primates; Galagidae. Gene Ontology annotation, biological process: regulation of transcription by RNA polymerase II; termination of RNA polymerase II transcription. The record is from RefSeq and is a predicted model, not a curated record. Gene Ontology annotation, molecular function: transcription coregulator activity. Gene Ontology annotation, cellular component: core mediator complex; mediator complex.
GGUGUAUAUUUUGCCUUUCCUGAUUGGAAGCUCCGAGUCCAGUUCUCUUGUCUUAAUCAGAAAGACACCAUGGAGGCACCUCCAGUAACCAUGAUGCCGGUCACUGGGGGAACCAUUAACAUGAUGGAAUACCUGUUGCAGGGAAGUGUUUUAGAUCACAGUUUGGAAAGCCUCAUCCACCGCCUUCGUGGUUUGUGUGACAACAUGGAACCUGAGACUUUCCUUGACCAUGAGAUGGUGUUCCUCCUCAAGGGCCAGCAGGCCAGCCCAUUUGUUCUAAGGGCUCGGCGUUCUAUGGAUAGGGCAGGGGCACCCUGGCAUCUGCGUUACCUAGGACAGCCAGAAAUGGGAGACAAGAACCGCCAUGCCCUAGUGAGAAACUGCGUGGACAUUGCCACAUCUGAGAACCUCACUGACUUCUUGAUGGAGAUGGGAUUCCGCAUGGACCAUGAGUUUGUCGCCAAAGGACACUUGUUCCGUAAGGGCAUCAUGAAGAUUAUGGUGUACAAGAUUUUCCGCAUCCUAGUGCCGGGGAACACAGAUAGCACUGAGGCCUUGUCACUCUCCUACCUUGUGGAAUUAAGUGUUGUUGCACCAGCCGGGCAGGACGUGGUAUCUGACGACAUGAGGAACUUUGCUGAGCAGCUGAAACCUCUGGUUCACUUAGAGAAAAUAGACCCCAAAAGGCUCAUGUAACUAAGGAGGUCUCUCUGUCCACCCUUGGGGCCUGUCCUCACCUAUU